UACUACUAUUUCUCCAUGUUGUUCUCAGUUCUCUCGCUUUCUCGUGUGGAAAAGCUGGAAAUUAUUUUGGUAGUGUAAACAGUGUAAAGACUUUUGCCAGUAGUGGUUAAAACCCUUUGCUUGGCCUCUUCAAGUACAGUUUUUCUUCGCGAGGAAGAUGGUAAAGAGGAAGGACAGGACAGCGCGCAGACAGAUUUUGCAGUUAAAGGAAGAGAAAAGCCGGACGUAUUCCCCGCCGGCUAAGAAUUCGGCGAUUGGUCCUGCGGAGCCAUCAAGUCACGGAGAUAACGACGAAGGAGACGGACAUGACGAAGCAAGCAAAAACGAGCCAGCCUCGAAUAACGGCGUUCCGAGAGAUGCCAUAGACGAUCAGCUUGAAGACUUCAUGAAGGAAAUUGAUGCCAUCUCGUCAACUGUGCCUGAGACGGAUCCCCAAGGUGAGGAGGAUAAAAAGGAAUCGCCUGAUCAAGAGAACGUGAUGGCCACCUCGGACGGUCCUCCAGCUUCUGGGAAAUCUGAGGCAGUAAUUGGCACCCAGGAGCCAAAGUCAAAAGGAAACACUGCAGAUACACCUUCGGCUAUUGAAGGCGAGGUUCCGCCUUGUCCCUGGGUAGAGUGCAUGGAUGUGGCAACGGGGUACACCUACUUCUGGCACCAGGUAACCAACGAGGUAACGUGGGACUGCCCACCUGAGUAUGAAGCUUACUGGGCCCAAUAUGGAGAAGCUGUUGAGGCUGAGGGUGGUGCAGCGGGAGCUGGUGCUGAUGCUGCUUCUUCUGCGACAACGCCUGGCACGAGUGGUGAUGCACAGAUGCUUCCCGAAACCAGUGCCUCAGCACCUCCGAUUGCUGCGGCCGUGCCUAACAGCAGUGUCUCAUCGAAUGUUCAAGCUGCCGAUGCCUGCAGCGCCGAAGGUGGAACGCAGAAACUUGCCGAAUCGUCUUCAACUGGUGCACCAACUGCUAGUGUGGCACAAAGCGACGCGACUGUUGAAACGCCCGAAGCGAGUAAAAGGGCAGCGACGUCUGGCAAGAAGAAGCGCAAGCAAGAAGCUGCCAUUGGAGCAAUCAUUCCAAUAACUUCGUACGGUGCAUCCGACAGCAGCUCUUCCGAGGGUAGCGACUAUGAGACUUAUUCAGUCUGUAGGACACGACUGAAGAGGCAUCCUUCCAAGCGUCCGAAGGUAGCAGCUAAGAAGUCUCGUAUGGAGUCACCACCGCCUGUCACUUAUGGACCACAGCUGCCAGACUCGGUCCUCGCUCAAAGAGAAGAACCUGUUUACGGUCCGCAGCUUCCAGAUGCUCCCGAAUCCAUGGAAGUAACAGUCUACGGCCCACACCUGCCAGAAGUGAAUACGGUUGAAUACGGGCCUAACUUGCCAGAGGAGGAGAGAGCUGUGCAUGGGCCACACUUGCCAGAGCCCGAGAAGAAAGUUGCAUACGGGCCACACUUGCCAGAUGCUAGUGACGUCGAAUCUCAUCAGCCCCCCGUUUUAAUUGGUCCACAGCUGCCGGAGUUCCACGAGUUCGCGACCGAAAAGUCCAGUACUAGUGCAUUUAUUGGCCCAGUGCUUCCGGACGGAUUCUUUGAAAAACAGGCAGAGCGUUGUGAAGAAGAUAAUCCCGAAGUUCAAGAACCCUGUCCAAGGUUGGAAGACUCACCCUCUGGAAGCACAGAAUCGGCCAGACCUGUUGCUACAACUGAGGCAUCCAGUGCCGAAGGAUUGCAAGCCAGCGAAACUGUGCUGGAAAGCACGCAUUCUUCCGCGGUCGCCGUAGAGGCUGCUAGUGUUCCUGAUGAAACAACAGUUGGUGCGGUGCCAGCAUUGUCUGGCCUGGUGGAUUACCCUGGCUCUCCUGUUGUUGACAGUGAAACAGACAGCGAGGGGAGUGAUGUGGACAAUAAAGGAGUGUCAGUGCCAGCCCCGGACAUUGAGAAGGAGCCAGCUGCUGUGAAUUAUCCUGUCAUGACUGGUGGAAAGCUCCAGUUUGAGACAGCUGUAAAGGAUGUGCAUAAGAAAGUUGUGUCGCAAGAUGCUAGUCAAAGCACUUCCAACGUUCGUGCCAGCUCCCUGACUGCAGCAAGACAGUUGAAGUCAAAACAGAAUCUGGAGGCAAAGAAAGGAUCACAGCACCUGGUUUCUUACGGUGACUCGGAAAGCAGUGAUGAUGACAGCAUGGACGCGAAUGUAACUGUUGUGGAGCCUUCGCUUCCCUCAGCAGCUCGAUCACCCCCCUCUUCAGCGGUUGGCGAGGAUGACAGGGAGGAGAGCCACAGGGGCUUUGGGUGCUCCAACAGCGAUGGUGUGGACGCGGAAGUUACCGAUGAUAAGAAGGCUCCAUCGGCAAAGCCAUUCAAGGGAGUCAGCUUCGUCCGAUCGUCAGAGUUGCUUGUGUUGAGUGAGUGUGUAAAUCAGGGUGAGGGAGUAGCUAAAGAGAAGACUGAAGAGACUGCAAAAGAACAGUCGCCCAGUUCCGAGGAAACUACUGGUGCCGAAAGGUUGGCUUCCCCUCAAGAACAGACAGCACCGGACGAUUCCGAUGUGGAUGAUUUUGACGAUGUCGUCCGGGCCCUCGACAUUGCUUUGUUAGAGUCGCAAAAGAAGAAGGCCCAGGAAGCAGGCACAAAGCACCAAGACUUUCCCAGUGCUGAGAAAGAAUCGCCCGGCGAUACAAGUGAGGAGGAAGGAGAAAUCAAGUCGUCCGACUCAUCCAGUGAGGAAGGAAUGACACCAAUGCCGCAGGGGAGUUCAGACUCUGAGGAUGAAUCAGAGACAGAAGAGGAUGCCAGACUAAAGAAGGAGAAUCAGUUCAGUAAAAGAGGAACAUCUCCCAAGCCUGAGAGUAAGGAUACACUUAAGGUUGAUAUUGAAGAAGCUUACAAGCAGCUGACAGAUCUGUUGAAUCCUCUGCGGGAUGUGAUCGCCUGUAGGAACAGCUACUUUGAACUCGUUGUGAAGACCAUGACUCGUAUGGAGGACUGGCGUGCUGGAGCUCUGGACCCUGCUUACUUCCUUCAGAGGUUGCACGAAGCGCAUGCCGCCGCUGACGAGGUUCGGCAACUGGUCCAGGCGUCUGAGCCAACAAAGAGCGACGAAUCUUGCCAAGAACCCUUGCCGCCCGGCUGGCAGAGGCACUGGGACAGUGGGCACGCAAGAUAUUUUUAUGUGCAAGAGGAAACGGGCCAUUCCCAGUGGCAGUUCCCAACGGCAACAGAUGCCAGUGGCGAUGCGCCCGAUUCCACCUCUCCUAUGACCGAGGUGGCAUUGGUUUCCGACCAGAACACCGCUGCCUUACUGCUGCAGCCAGCACCACCUCCACCCCCGGAGACAGAUGAGGCACCCAUGGAGGUAACAGCCAAGCAAGAAGACGAAAUGCGAGGAGAUGCCGAGGUGGUCGAGAAGGUUGAGGAGAAGUUGGAUGGUGCAAGCCUCGACGCUGCCGAGGCUGCCUUCUACUCCAGUUUCGCGCUGUCUGCAGAGCCUGUAAUUAACUCUGCUCAGGUUGUCACUGGAGACAAAAGGCCUGCCGUUGCAGAGGCGGCACCUGCGGAUGCAGCAUCUGUGGAUGGAGUGCCAAUGGAUGUAACUUCUGUGGAUGGAGCCAGUGCUCCUCCCGCUGUAACAGCUCCAAAGAAGAAGAAGACAAAGGUGUCCGCAGGACUUACUCUCCGCAAGAAGAACAUCCCGACGCUCCUUCAAAAGUGGGAGAAGAUUAAGGAAGAACAGAAACGAGGCAUGUCAAGCUGACAAGGGUAGCCAUUGCGGAGAGAGAUCGACAUCUCAGUCACAUGAAUUUUUAUUCAUGCUUGUACAUAUAAAUUCAUUGUAAAAACAACAUAAUAAAGUAUGAAACAUUACAUCAAA
Messenger RNA from Rhipicephalus sanguineus (brown dog tick), 3865 nucleotides. Its product is annotated as formin-binding protein 4. The transcript is spliced from 15 exons. The record is from RefSeq and is a predicted model, not a curated record. Gene Ontology annotation, molecular function: protein binding. Lineage: Eukaryota; Metazoa; Arthropoda; Arachnida; Ixodida; Ixodidae. The coding region runs from base 158 to 3748 and encodes 1196 amino acids.